Cucurbita maxima (winter squash) is the source of this 1585-nucleotide messenger RNA. RefSeq names its product O-acyltransferase WSD1-like. The coding region runs from base 45 to 1439 and encodes 464 amino acids. The record is from RefSeq and is a predicted model, not a curated record. Lineage: Eukaryota; Viridiplantae; Streptophyta; Magnoliopsida; Cucurbitales; Cucurbitaceae. Gene Ontology annotation, biological process: triglyceride biosynthetic process. Gene Ontology annotation, cellular component: plasma membrane. Gene Ontology annotation, molecular function: long-chain-alcohol O-fatty-acyltransferase activity; diacylglycerol O-acyltransferase activity. The transcript has 4 exons.
AAUUUGGUUGGGUAAAAAAAGAGUUGAAAUCUAGAGAAUUGGCGAUGGAGACGAAGGAAGAUGAGUUGCUUCAGCCAGUUAGCCCUAAUGCCCAGCACAUGAACUGCUCAGUACAAUCCAUUUCUAUUAUUGCUGUUUUGGAAUUUGAUAUCGCCAUUGAUGAACUCAAAUUUAUGUGCUUUGCUAAGGAUCUCAUCCAUCUCAACCCGCUCUUUACUUCGGUUAUGGUGAAUGAUGUAAAUGGAGAGAGAAAAUGGAAGAAAGUUGAACUAAAAAUUGAAGAGCAUAUUAUUGUGCAUACUCCACCCUCAAACUUAUCACUUCAACUCUUCGAUGCUUAUUUCAAUGAAUAUAUGACGAAUUACGCUCUACAAGAGUUGUCUCAAAAUAAACCGUUGUGGGAAAUUCAUAUCAUCAACUGUCCAACCAGUAAUGCAGCUGGAAACCUAGUUUUCAAGAUUCACCAUUCACUUGGCGAUGGCUAUUCUUUGAUGGGUGUUCUUAUUUCCAGCAUGACAAGAGCACAUGAUCCUUCUCUUCCUUUAACUUUUCCUUCAAGGAAAGUCAAGUUAGAGCAAUCAGGGCACAUUCUAGGUCGUGUGUAUCAGUUUUUGUUCUCAUCUAUGAAUACUGUAUUGGAUUUUGGUGGGAACAUAAUGAAAAGCAGUGUCCUUGAAGACCACUUGACACCCAUAAGAUCUGGCGGUGAUGGUGUGGAGUUUAGGACAUUUGCAAUACGAACAUUCACAUUCUCUCUUCAUCAAAUCAAGCAAAUCAAAGCCAAACUCGGAGUGACGGUCAACGAUGUGAUUACGGGAAUGAUCUUCUUAGGACUUCGAUUAUAUAUGCAAGAGACUUGUCCGGACUCAACCAACUCAAACUCGACGGCAUUGGUUUUGAUCAACACAAGGAUGGUUGAAAAUUACAAGUCUGUGCAAGACAUGUUGAAGCCCAAUAACUCAAAUGCUCCAUGGGGGAAUCGAUUUGCGUUCUUGCAUAUAGACAUUCCCAAAGCCACUGAGUAUGAGCUUUCAAACCCACUCCAAUUCAUCAAAGCCGCACAAAAAAUGAUCAAGAGAAAGAGAUAUUCUUCAGCUGUUUUCCUUGUUGGCAAGCUAAUGGAGAUGAUACACAAGCUGAGGGGCCCAGAGGUAGCAGCCAAAUUUAUGUACAAGACGGCGCAAAAUACAAGCUUAAGCAUAUCUAACAUGAUGGGGCCAAGGGAGAAAAUGGCUAUGUGUGGUCACCCAGUAAAAGGAGUCUACUUUACCGUCGUUGGUAUACCUCAGAGUUUGAUGAUAACAGUGAUAAGCUACAUGGAACAAUUGAGAAUUACCAUUCUGAGCGAGAAAGAAUUUAUAGAUGAGGAGAAACUCACGUCUUGCAUGGAAAAGGCUUUUGAGAACAUACACGAGGCUUCCAUGGAGCUUUCCAUUUAGACAUUAUCCACUAAAGCUAUCUAUCUUUUUUUUUUCCUUAAUUAAUAGGAUUUUGAGUUUUCCUUAAGGUUGAUCAUGAUUGUGUGUAUGUCAUAACACCGCGUAAUUUGAAAGGUAUGACUAUAACACUGAAUAUAUCUGUUUUA